Messenger RNA from Serpula lacrymans var. lacrymans S7.9, 660 nucleotides. RefSeq lists its product as uncharacterized. Gene Ontology annotation, molecular function: DNA binding. Lineage: Eukaryota; Fungi; Basidiomycota; Agaricomycetes; Boletales; Serpulaceae. The annotation marks the transcript as partial. Gene Ontology annotation, cellular component: nucleus. The record is from RefSeq and is a predicted model, not a curated record. The transcript has 2 exons.
UGGGUCCGACGCUUCAUCAAGAAACACGAGGAACAAAUUGCAUCACGAAGGCCAUCAACCAUCGAUCCCAUGCGAGCUCAAGCUUUCAACCAACCUGUCGUGCAGGACUUUUUCAAGCAGUUUGAGGCAGUGAUUAAGGAACAUGACAUACCUUGGGAGAACAUCUACAAUAUGGAUGAGAAGGGGAUUCAACUUGGAGGCGGUCAAAAUUCUAAUGGCCGCCGUUUUUUUUUCUCUCGUUUCAAUCAUCAAAAUUACACAAUUCAUGGGGGUAGUCUGGAGUUGGUUACAGUAAUAGAGUGUAUCUCCGCUGUUGGCGCAAACAUACUCCCUGGCUUUAUUUUUGCAGGGACGAUCAUUGAUGCGGAGUCGUAUGAAGUUCACCCUGAAAUUUUUUAUACUACGUCAAUUAACGGAUGGACUAACGACUUUUUAUGCACAGAGUGGUUUAGAAAAUCAUUCAUUCCUCAAUCUCGUGCUCAAAACAAGUCCGGCAAGCCUACUCUUCUUGUCUACAAUGGUCAUGGAUCGCAUCUGAUGACUACCAUGAUUGAUCUUGCUAUUGAGAAUCAAAUUCGUCUUCUCUGCCUCCCUCCGCACACUACUCACCGCUUACAGCCUCUUGAUGUUGGUGUUUAUGGUCCCCUGCAGAAAGCCUGG